This is a messenger RNA of Rotaria socialis, 1080 nucleotides long. Lineage: Eukaryota; Metazoa; Rotifera; Eurotatoria; Philodinida; Philodinidae. The record is from the annotation of a GenBank genome assembly.
AUGUUCGCUCAUCGUAACAUUUCUUUAUAUGGUGGACACGACGAUGAAAUAAAUUGUCUUGUAUUGUCAAAAGAUUUUGAAAUACUUCUUACAGCAUCAAUCAAUGGAUUUAUUCGUUUAUGGAAUACAGUAUUCGAUCAUUUGACAUUUAAAUUAAAAGAAAAAUCAGGUUCUAUUCGAGCAUUGGCUAUUUCGAAUAAUGAUAGAUAUUUUGCAUCAACUGCCAAUGACACUAAUGUUCGUUUGUAUGAAACAAGAACUGGCUCGUUGAUAUAUACACUUUCCGGUCAUACGCAUGCAUCGGAUUGUCUUCAUUUUUCAUCAGACAAUCAACUAAUAGGAAGUGGUGGAUGGGAUUCACGAACAAUACUAUGGAAUGUUAUAACAGGUGAAAAGGUCUACGAUUUUCAUCAUCAUACAAGCGCAGUACAGUCGAUUUCUUUCCAUCCCAAACUAAAUCUAAUGGCGACUGGGUCUCAUGAUCAUGUUGUUUUUCUGUACGAUCUUGACAAUCCAUCAGCAUCGCAACCAGUUAUGCUUCGAGGACAUUUUGGAAAUGUUCGUGCAUUAGCUUUUUCAACUUUACCAUAUCUAGCAUCAGCCGGUUGGGAUAAGGUCAUUGUGAUUUGGCAACUUGAAACAAAUCGUGUACGAGUUCGUCUUUUCGGUCAUGCAGGAUGGAUUCAAGCCAUUACAUUUCGUGAUGAUGAUGGCUCUAUAUUAGCUAGUACUGAUGAUGAUACUGUUCGCGUUUGGAAUAUAUUUAGCAAUGAUUGUUUACAUCGACUUUCGAUUGUCAAUGAUUUAUCUUGUUUCGUUCGAUUUUUACCAAAUAAUCGUGGUGUUAUCGUCGGUGGCGCAGUUUAUGAGUUGUUAGCGAAUCAAUGGAUACCUCCUCGAGAACGAAAACGUACAAAAUGUGUACGUGAGCCAGUAACUGGUGAGACUGUAUUAAUGUCAAGACAAAAAACGUUUCUGCCAAGACAACCACAUCGCGACAUGAGUGUCAAACUUCCAACAGUUAAACCUCGUCCAACUACGCAACAAUCUAUACUUCGAAAACGAAUAACUAUUGAAUAG